Paraphaeosphaeria sporulosa is the source of this 1739-nucleotide messenger RNA. RefSeq names its product amino acid transporter. Lineage: Eukaryota; Fungi; Ascomycota; Dothideomycetes; Pleosporales; Didymosphaeriaceae. Bases 26 to 1579 code for a protein of 517 amino acids. Gene Ontology annotation, cellular component: membrane. The transcript has 3 exons. Gene Ontology annotation, molecular function: L-amino acid transmembrane transporter activity. Gene Ontology annotation, biological process: amino acid transmembrane transport. The record is from RefSeq and is a predicted model, not a curated record.
UCGAUCACCACGGUCACAAACCCAGAUGGCGCCAACAGAACAGACGCCCCUGCUACGGGAGCAAGAUGUACCAGUGGCAACCACGGAAGCUGAAGCGCCUCAACCGCGAGGGACAUUCGCCCGCCGUUUAGGCGCCCUCGAUGGCUUCGCGCUCCUCAUCAGCAUCGUGAUCGGCUCAGGCGUCUUUUCUUCUCCCGGUCCUGUCGAUGCUAAUGUCCCUUCUCCGGGAGCUGCGCUCCUCGUCUGGCUUCUGGGCGGCGUUCUUGCAUGGACUGGUGCGCUCACCAUGGCCGAACUAGGUACCGCUUUCCCAGGAGAAGGUGGGAUCCAGCCAUACCUUUCGUACAUCUACGGCGAGGUCUUUGGCUUCAUGGCAGCGUGGAGUUGGAUCGUUGCGACCAUGCCUGCGACCCUUGCCAUCCUCAGCAUCGUUUUCGUCGAAAGCAUUUAUUCAAGCUUCGGUGUCAAUGAGCCGCAGCCACCCAUGACACAUAAGCUGCUAUCCCUACUAGUGUUGGUGGUCGUAACUACGGCAAAUUCGAUAAGCACCCAAACAAGUACGCGUUUGAGUAGCUUUUUCGUGGCAAUCAAGCUCCUCACGAUUUUCUUGCUCAUCGUUGCGGGCUUGACGGUUGUAUCCAUGUUCGUAGGUGGACACAAAGAUCUCGGUGGGGGCGACUGGCAUGAGAAGGGAUGGUUCGAACCAAGGAGUACAGUCAACCCUGAUGGAAGCCUGUUCGAUUGGAGGGGCGUGAGCGCGUGGCAGAGUCUGGGAUUCUACAGUACCGCGUUAUACGGUGCUUUGUGGGCAUACUCAGGUUGGGACAAGGCAAACUACGUCGCCGCUGAGCUGCGAAACCCGAGAAAGCAACUUCCACUGUCUAUCAACACGGCCAUCCCGACUAUCAUCGUUUGUUACGUCGCUGCCAACGCAGUUUACUACGUUCUGUUGCCCUGGAAAGAAGUCUCUGCGACCGAUGCUGCAGCUGUUACCGCUGUGACUCAUUUUCUCGGCAAAGGCGUAGCCUACUUCGCGACUGUGCUCAUCUGCCUCGUCAUCGUUGGGUCAGCUCUAGGUAACUCGUUCGUGGCCGGCCGCAUGACAGUUGCAGCGUCGAACAAAGAUUGGAUUCCAAAAUUUCUUGGCACUGUAGGCCACAUCGGAACGUUCAGAGUUUCAAAGUCAAGCACAGAAGGCGAACAGCAUACAGACGAAGCCAUGGACCAAGGCGAAUCUCCCAUCAACGCCCUGGUCCUCAAUUUCGUACUCUCGGCCAUCUAUAUCCUUCUCGGAAAUAUGCGAAUCCUUCUGACACUGAAUGGACUGGCUGAGUACGCCUUCUUCUUUCUGACGGUGCUCGGCGCGAUCAUAUUGCGAUUCAGAGAGCCCGAGAUGGAGCGUCCGGUCAAGCCGUUGAUCUUGAUCCCAAUUCUUUUCGCAGUCAUCAGCGGGUUUGUGGUCGUACGAGGAGCCGUGUUUGCACCAGUGCAGGCUGGUGUCCUGCUCGCAAUCUGGGCGCUUGGGGUGGUACUGUACUAUGUACGGAAGAACGCAUUCAGCAGGGGCUUGGUGAUCUGAGCGCGUGCUUAAAGGGUCUGGCAUGUUCACAGUCUUCGCCGCGGCUAUCCGCAGCUCCUGCAGUCUGGCAUGUGCGCAUCGAAACGCGCGCCGAACGUCAUGGGGCGAAGCGUGCAGUGAUUUUCAUAGUUCCAUUCUCAACCACAAGCUUAAAUCGCGG